GCUGUUUGUCAGGCUUACUCAAUGGCUCUUCUAUUUACCCUACUAGUGUAGCCUCCGCUAAGCUUAAAUCGAGCGGUCUUAUAUCCCUGUCGUGCCACCCACUCACUUGCACCCAAGCAAGUCAGAUACCCAGACCAGAUAGCCAAGCAAUGACCGUCUCUACUCAAGCAACCGGCUUUCACUUAGCCAACGGCAAAGGGUACACUCUGGGCCACGAUUCUCCGGCCGUAUGCCGUCUGAACCUGCAGAUCUACCUGUGGCAUGCCUCGCUGGGAUUCACCCUGCAUCCCUCGAUUCCCUUCCCCACUGCCGGGCGAAUUGCCGACCUGGCCACGGGCACCGCCCUCUGGUUGACGGAGCUGGCGCAGACCCUGCCCGCCGACGCCGACGUGGAGCUGGACGGGCUUGAUCUGGAUCUCAGCAAAGCGCCGCCCCGCCCCUGGCUUCCGGACAACGUCCACCUGCACCACGCCGACAUUCUGGCCCCAUUGCCAGACCCUCUGGUCGGACAAUACGAGGUCGUGCAUCUCCGCCUGCUCAUCCUGGUGGUGGAGAACAGCGACCCCACCCCGAUCAUCCGGUAUGCCCACCGCAUGCUCAAACCGGGCGGCUACAUCCAAUGGGACGAUCUGAACUACCCAGACACGCACGUCACUCGCAUCGAUCCCACGUGUCCGACCCCGGCCUUCGACCGGCUUCGCGAGUUUGUCUACUCCAAGGGCCGUCACGACUGGGUGAUGCGGCUGGACGAGAUCCUCACCCGCGAGGGAUUCGUCGACGCCCGCAUGCACCACUUCACCGAUCGGAGGGACUUGAUCAUGGCCAACGGCCACCAACAUCUGAUGACCAUGCUGGAAUUCGCUGGCACCUUGAAGGCCAAAGGGAUGGAGUUGGAGGCCCGCAAUCUGGAGGCGCUGCUGGCCGAUGUCAGCGCUGAAGCUGCCCAGGGGGCUGCUUUAUCGAUGCCCCGUGUGGUUUGCGUCGCGCGAAAGACAUGAUUUCAUCUUGCUUUUUUUGCUGUUUCUCCGUGUUUAUGAUCAAAAGAUGUUUACUUUGUGUCUGGAUUAUAAGAGCUAG
Aspergillus homomorphus CBS 101889 is the source of this 1077-nucleotide messenger RNA. RefSeq lists its product as uncharacterized. The coding region runs from base 150 to 998 and encodes 282 amino acids. The record is from RefSeq and is a predicted model, not a curated record. NCBI's taxonomy places the organism in Eukaryota, Fungi, Ascomycota, Eurotiomycetes, Eurotiales, Aspergillaceae. The transcript has a single exon.